GAGGAGCCCGGCUCCGCGGUGGGAGGUGGGUGAUCCUGGAACGCAGUUAUUUAUCAACCCCGGUUAAGUUGUAAUAUUUCAGAGUAGAUAGAGGAAACUCUAAUGGUCCCUGUGGAUACGCGGAGAAGACACAACUAUGGCGAGGUCAAAGGCGAGGGUAUAUACUUGUUGCGCACUGAUGCUGCUCUGCCUGGUGGCCACAAUUGUGUGUGUGGCUGUCCUUGUGAGGCGCAAAUGCCCAGAUGGCACUUUUUCACAUGCUGCGGUGGCUGCAGACUCAAAGAAAUGUUCGGAGAUUGGAAGGGACAUGCUCCAAAGAGGAGGCUCCGCUGUAGAUGGCGCCAUUGCCGCGCUGCUGUGCACAUCCAUCGUGAACCCGCAGAGCAUGGGGAUUGGAGGGGGCUCCAUUUUCACCGUGAUGGACAGCUCUGGUCACGUGAAAAUCAUCAACUCCAGAGAGAGGGCGCCCUCCCAGGUGAAACCAGAUCUGCUCAAGUCUUGUCCCAAGACUUUUCAACUCCUGGCAGGUUACGAAAAGGCGCACAAGCUUUAUGGAAAGUUGCCCUGGGCCUCCCUCUUCCAGCCAACCAUCCAGAUGGCCAGGGAAGGAUUCCCCAUACCUCAAGUCCAAGGACGGUACAUCCCCUACACUGACACCAACGAGACCCAGUCCCUACGGAACCUUUAUUCAGAUGCAAAUGGGAACUUGUUAAAGGCCGGAGACAUUGUGAAAUUUGAGAAACUGGCUGAUACGUUGGAGAUGAUUGCUAACCAUGGAGCGGACACCUUAUACACUGGAAGAAUAGCGGUGGAUUUGAUUCGUGACAUACAGGAGGCAGGAGGAACACUUACACUGCAGGACUUGGCAUCGUAUAAAGCUACAGUGACUGAUGCGUGGGCUGUUCCUUUGGGAGAGUACCAGAUGUACAUCCCCCCACCACCUGCCGGAGGAAUCAUCCUCAGCCUCAUCCUCAAUAUCAUGAAAGGAUAUGAGAUGAAUUCAGAUCCUCUGACGGUGGAUCAAAAGACGCAGUUUUAUCACCGUUAUGUUGAAGCUUUUAAAUUCGCCAACGGACUUAAGAGGGAGAUAAGAGACCCACAGUUUGGCUCAGAGAAAAUGGCAAAGAAUCUCACAGAGGAUAGGUUUGCCAACCACAUACGGCGUUUGAUAAGCAGCGACAAGACACAUGAUCCUGCGUAUUACAAUAUGAGCGGAUAUUUGGACAGCCUGGGCACCACACAUGUGUCUGUGCUGGCUGAAGACGGAUCUGCUGUUUCCGUCACCAGCACCAUCAACCACAUAUUUGGCUCCAAAGUCGUCUCUCCGAGCACUGGAAUCAUCCUCAACAACGAGCUGUCUGACUUCUGCGGAAGAGUUGAAAGCAUCUUCCCUGGGGAGCAGCCUCCCUCCUCCAUGAGCCCCACUGUGCUGAAGUCUCAGACAAAAACGCUGGUGAUUGGAUCGACUGGUGGGAGUAUGAUCACGACGGGGCUGGCCUCUGCACUAAUCAACAACCUUUGGUUUGGAAAGAGCCUCAAGAAAGCAAUUGCUGUUCCUGUUGUUUUUGUAGACUCUCAAAAUGCAGUUAAGUUUGAGCCCAGCUUUGAUAAGCGUGUGAUUGAGGCUCUUAAAGCUAUGGGGCACAAUCAUGAAACAGCAAAAAAAUUCUACAACGUGGUUAAUGCUGUGGAGAAGGUGGAUGGCUGCCUCUGUGCAGUGUCUGAUGCCAGGAAACUUGGAGAAGCAGCCGGUUACUGAGAGCAAGAGUCAGAGCUGUGGGUUGUUCUGAGUUUUUCCCUGAAAAAUGUAAAGAACUGUAGCAAAAGAUGUCUUUCCUGCUGGAGAGUCAUCAAACAACACUCUGGAAAACAGGAUCCAUCAUCUUAGCAUUUGCACAUGGGGUUUUAGCUGUGCAAAAAAAACAACAGCUCUUACCUGUUACAGCAUCUGAGCCUGUACCUUUCUUAUGUCUAAGGUCAUUUUUUUCCAUUUUUACACAAUCCUUUUUCUUUCACUUGCAUACAAGUGACCUCAUCAUUUUACAGAAGUCCUUAAUACACAAGAGAUUAUAUUAGUGGUGAAUAAGUCAUUCUUAUCUGUUGUCUGCUAUCUAACACAUUUCACGUUGGAAUUUUUCUUUCAGCAUUCUAAUUGUAGUCUUGAUUUAUUGAAAAUACUUUACACAAUGAAAAUGUAACAUAGAGGAAUACACAAAUGCUCUAUACUCUAUAAAUAUACAGUAUAUAAACAGUUUUUACAUUGUGUGCAUUAAUGGACUGAAGGUUUUCCCUAGCUGAUGUUGUUACUUUCCAUUCUUACAAAAGAUUUUUACAAAAUUA
Molecule: messenger RNA, 2340 nt
Organism: Menidia menidia (Atlantic silverside)
Lineage: Eukaryota; Metazoa; Chordata; Actinopteri; Atheriniformes; Atherinopsidae
Source: the annotation of a GenBank genome assembly